AUGCAGGCCCCUAACAAAACAACGCGAUUAGAGACGAUGGACAUGGAGGUCCAUCCACUCGAUCAAGAUGUGCCGCCCACGCAGAAAGGAACCGUCUUGGACGACCAUGACAUGCAGCGCAUGGGAAAGAUCCAGGAGCUCAAGCGAAAUAUGCGACCAGUGGCUGCCUUGAGUUUUGCUUCGAUUUUACAGGCAACGUGGGAGUUCAUUCUGAUCUCGAAUGACCAAGGAUUGGAAAAUGGCGGCUUACCGGGCAUGUUCUGGUCGUUUAUCUGGACCUUUAUCGGGUUCGGGUUUAUUAUUGCCUCUCUCUCGGAAAUGGCAUCGAUGGCACCAACCUCCGGCGGACAAUAUCACUGGGUGUCUGAGUUUUCCUCCCCGCGACAUCAGAAAUUCCUCAGUUAUAUCACGGGUUGGAUGUCGGUAUUGGCCUGGCAGGCUGGAGCCGCAUCAGGAUCCUUCCUGACCGGAACUAUCAUCCAGGGCUUGAUCAGUGUGCGGAAUCCGGACUAUGAACCUCAAAACUGGCAGGGGACUCUGUUUGUGUUUGCGAUGGUAUUGGUGAUUUACAUCGCCAACGUUUAUGCUUCUGAUUUGAUGCCGAUUCUGAGUAAUCUGCUCAUGAUUCUUCAUGUCCUAUCCUGGGCAGUGGUGUUGAUAGUGCUGUGGGCGUUGGCGCCUCAUCAAUCUGCCAAGGCCGUGUUUGUCUCUGGAUGGCAGAAUGGGGGCGGCUGGUCGACGAUGGGAUUGAGCGUGAUGAUUGGCCAGAUUUCCGCCAUCUAUGGCUCGCUGAGCUCCGAUGCGUGCGCUCACAUGUCCGAAGAAGUCAAGGACGCCGGACGAUACGUCCCCGUCGCCAUUGCCUGGGGCUAUUUCAGCAACGGGAUCAUGGCCGUAAUCUUGCUCGUUACCUUCCUCUUCUCACUCCCGUCAGUGGAGGAUGCCUUGAACGAUAAUACCGGGUUCCCCUUCAUCUACGCCUUCAAGAACGCAACCUCGAUGGCAGGUGUAAACGGCCUAACCUCGAUCAUUCUUCUGCCCGUCAUUUUCAGCAACAUUCUCUUCAACGCGUCAACCUCCCGGCAAACCUUUGCCUUUGCCCGUGACAAGGGCCUACCAUUUUCUCGCUUCAUCAGCAAGGUCGAUCCAAAGCGUCACAUUCCCGUGAAUGCCAUCGCUCUAUCCUGUAUCUUAAGUUGCGCGCUCUCGCUGAUUAACAUUGGGUCCCAGACGGCUUUCAAUGCUAUCAUCUCGUUGAACGUGGCCGCCCUGAUGUAUACCUAUAUCAUUUCGAUCAGCUGCGUUAUCUACAAGAAGAUCUGGAACCCGGAUAGUCUUCCAGCUCGACAGUGGGAUAUGGGACGUUGGGGACUACCUGUUAACAUCAUUGCCCUGAUCUAUUCCUGCUUCGCUCUGUUCUGGUCACUCUGGCCGAGCGAGAGCAGUAUCACGGUGGAUAACUUUAACUGGAGCGUUGUCAUUUUUGGAGGAGUGUUGUUGCUCAGCCUCUUCAUGUAUGCGGUCAAAGGCCGGAAAGAGUAUGAUGGACCGGCAGUCAUCGUACAGCAUGGAUAA
Penicillium daleae is the source of this 1575-nucleotide messenger RNA. RefSeq names its product putative GABA permease. The transcript has 4 exons. Gene Ontology annotation, molecular function: transmembrane transporter activity. Lineage: Eukaryota; Fungi; Ascomycota; Eurotiomycetes; Eurotiales; Aspergillaceae. Bases 1 to 1575 code for a protein of 524 amino acids. Gene Ontology annotation, cellular component: membrane. The record is from RefSeq and is a predicted model, not a curated record. Gene Ontology annotation, biological process: transmembrane transport.